AAAUAGAGAAUAAAAAACCCAGAGCAAAUUAGAAAAACAGAUUUGAUUUCCUCUCCAGAGUCUCCCAAUGGCAUGUUUGGCAGUAUUACCAGUGUGUGGCCUGAGGCCACUCCCAAGAAUCUUCCCAAAAUCCAGGUAUGAUUCAGUUUCUUUCAGUCCUAGCAGCUUACCCGAACUGAGAAUUUCAAGAACAGCUCUGGGUAGAUGCUCAAUUUCAUUGUCAGUGACCAGAGAGAGGACCUGGGCAUUGAGGGCUUCUUUUGUGAUGAGUCAAGAGGUAGAAGAUGAAGUUUCAUGCUUUGAUCCCGGUGCUUCCCCGCAGUUCAAGCUGUCUGGAAUUAGGGCACCAAUUCCCAAGCAUUGCUGGGUUAAGGACCCUUGGAAGUCAAUGGGCUAUGUGGUUAGGGAUGCUAUGGCUGUGUUUGGAUUGGCAGCUGUGGCUGUUUAUGCCAACAGCUGGUUUGUUUGGCCUAUUUGCUGUUUGCUCAAGGCACCAUUUUCUGGGCUCUUUUUGUUCUUGGCCAUGACUGUGGCCAUGGAGGCUUUUCUAAUCACCCUAAGCUCAACUCUGUAGUUGGGCAUCUCCUUCAUUCUUCAAUUAUUGUCCCUUACCACGGAUGGAGGAUUAGCCAUAGGACUCAUCAUCAAAACCAUGGUCAUGUUGAGAAUGGUGAAUCUUGGCACCCUAUAAAUGAAAAUCUUUACAGUAGUCUGGAUGAUGUUACCCCUGCUUGCAUACCCUAUUUAUCUGUGGGGUAGAAGCCCAGGUAAAAUAGGAUCUCAUUUUGAUCCAAACAGUGAAUUUAUUCCAAAUGAGAAGGAAGAUGUGAUUAACUCAACAAUGAGUUGGGCUGCAAUGGUGGCUGUUCUUGCUGCUUGAUCCUUUGACAUGGGACCUCUCCAAGUGCUCAAACUCUAUGGAAUUCCCUAUUUGGUUUUUGUAAUGUGGCUGGAUUUUGUUACCUAUUUGCACCACCAUGGCCAUGAAGAAAAACUUCCUUGGUAUCGUAGCGAGGAAUGGAGUUACCUUAGGGGUGGUCUUACAAUACUUGACCAUGAUUACGGAGUGAUUAACAGCAUCCACCAUGACAUUGGGACUCAUGUCAUAAUACACCACCUCUUUCCUCAAAUAUGCCAUUAUCAUUUAACAGAAGCUACUGAAGCAGCAAAACCUGUGCU
This is a messenger RNA of Cuscuta campestris, 1179 nucleotides long. NCBI's taxonomy places the organism in Eukaryota, Viridiplantae, Streptophyta, Magnoliopsida, Solanales, Convolvulaceae. The record is from the annotation of a GenBank genome assembly.